GAUACGCCAAAAUGGAUGGACGGUGUGGAUAAAACCCAGACACCACGGUGGCCCCUCAGAGCCCCCGCCUGUGCCGAGCUCGGAACAGGCGGGGGUAGUACCCAAUCCAGCUGCAGGGGUUUAAAAGAAGGGGUUUUCCGUCGCUGCAAUGCAAAACUCUCGAUGGAGGGGAUGAGAGUUCGUUUGUAUUUCGACGAUCGACAUAUGCUGAGUAAGUCGCAGCGGCUGGAGGGUCUGAAGCGUUGUUGGCUUCUCCUAACACCCGAUAUCAUUACCAUUUCUGACCUCGUUUCCCUUGUUAUUCACAAAUUUGCCCUCGAAGAUGCUUGCCCCAAUGGCCUUAUCCUCUCUAUGGAUGGCUUUGUUUUACCAGAAUUUGAAUCCACAUGCAUUUUUCAGGAUAAAGAUAUCGUGAGGGUAAAAAAGAAGGGUGGUACACUGAAGGAGAUUAUUAGGAUAGAUGAGGAGGUGAAUCAUAUUGAAGAUUCUGGAAUUUUGUAUAAGCAACCUCUACUUAAUGGUGUGAAGCUUCUAACAAAUGAAAAGUCUGAGGAAGAUACUCAGAGUGAACAUGAAGAGCCUCUUGAGGAUGCAUCAGAUCUGGAAAGGCCGUUGUGUGCAAGCCCGGUCUGUAAGAAGAAAAGAAAAAACUCAGAUAAACUACAAAGCUCAAAGAGGAAGAAAGCUAGACCCACCACCCCUGAACAAGAGCCGAUGGUUUCUAUUCAAUGUCUAGAGAAGGAUGUCGAGACACAGCAAAACAGAAGUGAACAUCACAAGGGAGGCCUUUCCCGGAGAAGAGUUCACAAGAAAGAUAGGUUAUCUAAUGUAAAUGGCCAAGUGAAUGCAACAAUUGCCCCUGUAAUCAAUGAUAGUGCUGAGAAUGUUGAUGAUUCCAAAUCUACUGAUGAGGGGUGUGUCCAAUUUCAGGAAAAGAGCAAAAAAAAUGCUGAAACAUCUCAUGUACUUGAUGCCACUAGAAAGCUCCCUAGCAGAAGUGCUCGUCGUAAGAAAGCGAAAAGGCAAUGGCUACGUGGACAAAAGAACUCUGAAAGGAAAGCGGUAACUCAAAACUCUAUGCUACAUAAAGACAUGCAUAAAGAUUCUCCAGAACAUACGCAAACAGAUCCAACUACUGACAUGGAUGAUGAAAUUGUUCCAGUAGUAGUUAGGCCAGGACAUAUUCGCUUCGAGCCCCUGGAUGAAGGGUUAAAAUCGAUCUUCUUUUAUUUAUUGGACUGGCAAGCUCCACUGAGAAUGCACAGUGCAGAAGAGAACAACCAGCAGUUGCAGUCACAAAAUGCAGGGCUCAGAGGGGACUACCAUGGCAUCCUAGGCAAGGCCCUCUCUAUCCUUGCAGUUGAGGAAGGUUGGAAGCUUAUUUCUCGUCGCUGUCCUGGUGCAAAGUCUGACGCCUCUACCCUGCUUGCUCCUUUCCCCACCCUCUUCCUCUCCAGCUUCAUGGGGGAGUGGGAUGAUUAUAUGCUCACCACGGUUUUCAUCAAGAUCGGCGAGGUGAAGGAGGUGGUUAUCCCCAAGAAGAAAGGUUCUUCCAACGGUCGUGGCUUUGCCUUUGUUCGCAUGGCUUCGCUUGAGGUUGCAGCUAAAGCCAUUUCCUCCCUACAUCUUGCUGGAUUCAAUGGAAGGAAACUGUUUGUUCAGUUGGCCAAAUUUGGGCCACCCUCUCGCCCUCGGCUUAAGAAAUUGGGUCUUCCCCCUCUUCCCCGAGCUGUGCCCAAUCAGGCAGUUUCCACUCCCUCUUUCAGGCACAAGAUGAUGAGGACGCAGGGUCAUUCAUUUAAAGACACGGUUACUGGGGCUCCAGUAGGGAGUUCAUCUUCCCCCUUUCUUCCCCAUGCUCCCCCAUCUACCCCUUCCUCCCCUGCUUUGUGCGACUCCCAUAUCAGGAAAAUCUUAGGACCUGGCCUCGAGAUCUCUUUGGACACCUCAUUGGUUGAUGAUGCAACUAAGGCUUUUCAGCAAAGCUUAGUAGUGAAGAAGAAGCAGCUGGCCCCCAUUCCUCUCACACCAACAUUCUGGUCUUGGUUGAACCGCUGGGGUAGGCUCCUCUGUUUGCCUUACUAUCCCCCGGGGGCGGACGGAAGGCCAAGUAUUCCAUUAAACAGAUACCAUUUGCUACAAUUUCUUGAUUGUUCUCAGAUCUUUUAUUCUGAUGUCGUUGAGUUUGUCCAGGUUCUUCACUGGAGCGGCACCACAAACAAGAAGAAGGGUCAAAAGUGGGGCAAAGAGAAAACUUCAGUAUGUGGAAAGAGUGAUGAUGAUUCUGUUGAAAACUGCAAUGAAAAGUCCACUGUUGAAGAAGGGGAGCUGGCACGUGAUGCUGUCGACUUCGAGAAGCUAAUGCCCUUAUCUGGCUUUCCUAAGGAAGGUGAUGUAAUUGCAUAUCGUUUGGUUGAAUUAUCGUCAUCAUGGAGCCCUGAGCUUUCUUCUUUUCGAGUUGGGAAGACAUCAUUCUAUGACACAGCCUCCAACAUGGUUAAGCUUGUAAGUUUCCCAGGGUACAAGAUGUCAAAUGAGGAACUGCAGUCAAGCAUCUCACCAUACAAUGAAGAUGGCUCUCUAGAGAUCAAUUUUGCAUCACUCUUUGAUGUCCGUAUCUUCAUCCAUGACAAAUCAUUACCAACAACUGUAAUUACCCGUACAACUGGUGAAGAUCUGGUGAGUGCUCAAGAAGCUGAAGUGGGCGCCUCGUUCAAUUGUAGUGCCAAAGAUAUGGCUGCUCCUGUCACAGAAAAUGGAGGGAUGGUGAAGGGGAAAUGGGACGAAAUCAGUCAAGCUUUAACUGAAAAGAAAGCACAACUCAUGAAAAGGAAUGGUUGGGGUACGAAAGAGAGUUCAGACAAGGCUGCAUGGUCAUAUAAGGCCUUGCGAAGCAGCGCUCUUGGCCCGACUGUGGCCCUUUUAAGAGCAAGGAAUGACCUGCAAGCAUGAUGAAGGAAUCAUUUGGGCAAUUGAAGCUGUGGAGCAAAAGGAAAUGAUCAUGGGGCUGUAAGUUUUGGUUUCAUCGUACAGUAUCUUUUGAUCCCAUUUGAUCUGUUAACAUUGCUAACAUUGGGCACUUCUAUUUGCCAUCCCAAUUUCAACCUUUUGUUGUCCCUUACUGUGGAAUUAGCUUGGGACUCGUUGAAGCUAGAAAGGACUUUAUUUCAACACAACUACGUUCCCAUGAAGAUUGUUGCUGGAAUACCAUUUCAUUUCCAAGCUUUUGCCCAA
Molecule: messenger RNA, 3234 nt
Organism: Magnolia sinica
Lineage: Eukaryota; Viridiplantae; Streptophyta; Magnoliopsida; Magnoliales; Magnoliaceae
Product: coilin
Exons: 16
Coding region: 16-2952 (978 amino acids)
Biological process (GO): spliceosomal snRNP assembly
Cellular component (GO): Cajal body
Molecular function (GO): U2 snRNA binding; U1 snRNA binding
Source: RefSeq, a predicted model, not a curated record